This is a messenger RNA of Siniperca chuatsi (mandarin fish), 6455 nucleotides long. Its product is annotated as ubiquitin-associated and SH3 domain-containing protein B-like. NCBI's taxonomy places the organism in Eukaryota, Metazoa, Chordata, Actinopteri, Centrarchiformes, Sinipercidae. The transcript is spliced from 14 exons. The coding region runs from base 188 to 2119 and encodes 643 amino acids. The record is from RefSeq and is a predicted model, not a curated record. Gene Ontology annotation, molecular function: protein binding.
CUAAUUUGCUGUUUCCUCCAGUGGGCGGAGUAGCAGGGCUCAGCCUGGCCGCACAGCGCUGCUCUCAGCUCCGCUCCGUGUAGUUGCCGUUACCUCUCCACUCAUGCGGACCCAGCAGUAGCUCAUGGACUAGCCGGAGGUCUGGUGGUGGACUGUAUCGGGCUUGUACUGGGUGACCCAGUGGACCAUGGCUGCCAAAGAGGACCUCUACAGUAAAAUCCUCCCUCGGAGGCUCCGGCAGAACCGGCCGGGCUCAGUGAAAUGUGGCUCCAACCUGGACGUGCUGUUAUCCAUGGGCUUCCCCAGACCAAGGGCACUCAAAGCUCUGGUGUCAACAGGAGGUCGAAGUGUGCAAGCAGCAUGUGACUGGCUGUUUUCCCACGUGGAUGACCCGUUCCUAGACGACCCUCUGCCCAGGGAGUUUGUCCUCUACCUGCGACCCAGCGGACCACUACAGAACCAGCUCUCCCACUUCUGGCAACAGAGCCGGGUCACCUGUGGCAAAAACAAAGCCCACAACAUUUUCCCCCACAUCACCCUCUGCCAGUUCUUCAUGUGUGCAGACCAAAAAGUAGAAGCUCUAUGCGAGGCCCUCCAGGCCACUGUCCAGCAGUGGCGGGGUCGAUUUCCCAGCCCGCUGCCUCUAGAGCUCUACACAUCCUCCAACUUCAUUGGUCUUUUCGUGGAGGAGCAGGUGGCCGACAUCCUCAAGCAGUUUGCAGCUGACUUUGCCACAGAGGCCGCCAGGAAGGCAGAGGUCCAUGUGGAGCCUCAUAAGAAGCAGCUUCAUGUAACUCUGGCCUACAACUUCCCCACCAAUCACCUCCCAUCCCUGGAGAAACUGGCCAAGGGCAUCGAAGUCAAGCUAGGCUGUGAUUGGCUGGCAGUCCUGUUCUCCCGGGACAUUCGUUUUGCAAACCAUGAGACCCUGCGAGUGAUGUACCCCUACAUGCCUCAGAACGAGGAUGAGCUGGAGCUGGUCCCUGGCGAUUUUGUCUUCAUGUCUCCAGUGGAUCAGAGUAGCACCAGUGAGGGCUGGGUUUACGGGACCUCGCUGGCCUCUGGGCUGUCUGGCCUGCUGCCUGAGAACUAUGUCAGCCUGGCCGAUGAGUCCGACACCUGGGUCUUCCAUGGCGCCCAUUCAUUCUUCAGCUGUGGGCCCAGUGACAGGACCAGCAAGGAGAGAGGGAUGUUUGAUGCACUGCUGGACAGCCGACGCCCUGAUAACACAAGUCCUGGAGACACACCCACCCUCAGUCUCAUUUGUCAUCCAAUGCAGCAGGUCCUGCGGAUUAGUGGUAGUCACUCUCGGCAGCCAAAGAGGACGCUUUUUGUCUGUCGGCAUGGUGAGAGGAUGGAUGUGGUCUUUGGCAAACACUGGCUCUCCCUCUGCUCAGACAGUAAAGGUAGAUAUGUACGUUCCAAUCUAAACAUGCCUCCCAGUUUGCCGCUGUGGGGAGGACAGAGAGACUAUGACAUGGAUGCUCCUAUCACUGUGUUUGGAUCCACACAGGCUCGACUAGUGGGUGAGGCCCUAUUAGAGAGUAACACAGUGAUAGACUUUGUAUACUGCUCUCCCUCUCUGCGAUGUGUUCAGACUGCACAGAACAUCCUGAAAGGUCUGCAGCAGGAUGGUAAGCUGAAGGUGCGAGUGGAACCAGGGCUUUUUGAAUGGACCAAGUGGGUUUCUGGGAACUCCCUGCCUGCAUGGAUACCUCCCCCUGACCUGGCUGCAGCCCACUUCAGUGUGGACACAACGUACAGACCUCUGAUCCCAGUCAGCAAGCUCACAGUGUCUGAGCCCUAUGAGAAUUACAUGAGCCGGAGCUACCAAGUGACCAAAGACAUCCUGUCAGACAGCAAAAACACUGGAAACAACGUGCUGAUUGUAGCCCACGCUUCUUCCUUAGAGGCCUGCACACGCCAGCUGCAGGGCCGCAGCCCACAGAGUGCCAAGGACUUCAUCCAAGUAGUUCGAAAGAUCCCCUACCUGGGCUUCUGCUCCUGUCAGGAGCAGGGAGACACAGGGGUGUGGCAGUUAGUGGACCCUCCCAUCCUCCCCCUCACACAUGGACCAAACCACAGCUUUGACUGGAGGGAGACACUUCUGCAAGAAUGACACCUCUCUGAUCCAAACUCCGCCCCAACCUGAAAAUAGUGUACUCCCACAGACUGCAGUAACAAGUUUCAGACCAGUGCCCUCAAAGUACUGGAACCUUUCUCUUUACAGCCUCUUUGCACAGCUGGUGGCUUAGCAGUGACGGUUGAAGAAGCUUCCUGCCUGAAGACGAGGAGCCAAUCCCCAACCAGUGAAUGGUUGGUGAACUGACUGUAUCCCUCUGAGGCUGGUUUCAACAAUGAUUUAGCAAAUGUCCACACUCAAAUUUCAUUGUAUCAUUAUUAUUAUUAUUUUUGCAAUAAUGAGGGAGACGCUGGUUUGGGCAGUAUGGGUGUUAGCUGCACUGUGUGGGUGAGCUCUCACUGAAAUCCAGCUGGAUUACAUGUCAUCGCAGUCUCAGAAAAUGUUGUGAAAUUAGCUUGUUUUAAAACAGUUUGCCCUGUGCAUGAUUAGCAAAAAAAUUAAUAAUUAAUAGUGUGACACUGAAAUAAUGCCAUAGAAAGCAAAAGUGUGGCAGUUGGAGAUUUUAGCUACCUUUAUUUUUAACUUGUCAGUAAAGUUCAUUUUCACUGCAAAAUGUCUGUAUUUCACUAAACCAAAGAGUUUUAGUUCCCUAAAUAUAAGCUGGAUAACCCUAAACUCAGCAAAAAUUGGUUUACUUGCCUAAACUUAACCGUUAGCCAACGUUAAACAUUAUCUGUGUGCAACAUCACUCCCUAGUGAGCAGUACAUUGAGAUUUCCGACACUUGUGAAUCAUUACUGAUAGGUGUAGUGUCGCUCAAAUGUAAUUUUGGUUAUCUAACAAAUCAGACGCAUUGCGUUGUGGAAUUGUUAGCAAAAAGUAGGGUUCAUGCUAUGUACAUUAGUUUUUUCAUCCCGUUGUGCAAAUUAUUGAGGGCACCAUACAGUACAUAAAUUUCACAAUUUGGAGACUCAAUAGUACACUAGAUGUUUGCAUUAGGUUUAGCAAGUGUUAUUAGUUUUGUUAGCAUACCGUCAUGCAAAUAUGAAACAUUUUCAAUGUUAACAUGCUAACAUUAGCAUGACUCAGCUGUACUCUGAGCUUAAUUCCAACAUAGCUCACAUGCUAAAUCUUAGCAUGUCUCUUUUACAGAGAACGCUAAACCAGUUUGAUUUGGGUAACAACAUGGCAGUUUUUGCCCCAGUAAUGUUAAGGAUCUAAUCAGAAAGUUGUCUCAUAAUUUUUAAUUAAUCCAUCAAUUUUAUUUUCUGCUGUGUAAUGCGUAUUACAGCCUCAAUGGGUUGCUAGAGUGGUCACAUACUUUUAGUUGCAUGAAAAAGUGGCAGUUGCAGGUACAUUUUUCAUUCUUGACAUACUUGGGGGACAGUAACUAAAUGUUUGAAAUUAUUUGUGCUUAUUUCACAAAAUGUAAUGAGACUGUUGAGAAUUUGUAAUGACAGUGUUAUAUCAGAACAGUACUGCUCUCCUGCACAGAUCUUAGCAGCAUUUCCCCUCCACCAUACAUAUGAAUAAAUACACAUGGGCUGUGCUCAGCUUGAAUCACAGCGCUCCUGACCAGGAUAAAAACAGAUGGUAUUGAUUGUUUUAAAAGAGAUGGGCAUAUUUUGUCCUGCUUGACCUGCUUCAGUGCCUGAGGGAACACACAUCAGCACUGGCUUCAAGUCUUCAUCAGAGACUUUCCUGAUGCUACCCACAUAAUGUGGCCCCACAUGUUGUCUCUAUUUUGGCGCCACAUGUAGCACAUCCAGUGCAACAGUGUCUUCUACCUUUCAUGUAGUGUAUGUACAAAUAUAACAGCCACAACUAUAACAGCACAACCUGCACUAUUGACAAUCAUACAGUAGCUUCUUGAUUCUGGUCCAGCACAUUUUUAAUGUGCGUCUGUUAAAUGUUGUUCAAGGGUUCGGAGAAGCUGUAAAUAAUCAUAUUUUGAGAAAAGUCUUCCAGUUGCAUUUUUAUUUAUUUAUAAACCUUUCUUUCAUGUUAGAAGCAAAAAUCUUUAAAAAAAAAAAGGAUCAUCACUUCAUCAACAGCAUGCAAGAAUUUAUGCUCUGUAUCUCAGGUGUUACUGCACUGAAGACAUACGUAUAUGCAGCUUUGACAAGUGUUCCAUUGGUUGAGUGACUGUGUUGUUGUGAGUGCCUCUUGGAAUUAAAGUGGUGUCUCCUGACAUACUGACUGCCCAUUCGUAGCGACAGAAGAAGUUGUAAGUUACAUCAGUUGUAAACAGAAAUGGAAAGUUUGCUCAGGUUGAUACUUGACGCACAUCACACAUGUAGCUUAUUAAGACAUAAAAGUUGCAUGUUUUGAACUUUGAAGACAGUUCAGAAUUGACAAUGAUCUGUUCUGUCUCUGACAUCAGGUUCUCUCUAAAGCCAUAUGGUGGAAAUUCAUUCAGUGCUUCAGUACAAUUCCCUUAUAGCAUUCAAGUCAAGUUUCAAUUGUGUUCAGCAACAUUUCCCCCUAAAAGUACACCUAUCUUGUCAACUUACACCAAAAAGUGUGGCUGUAACGGAGAACAUCCACCAGACCCUGUAGUUGUUCCACCAAAAGAAUUCUGGAGAAGAUUUUUGGCCACUUCAGAGAUAGAUGCAACAAAUCAAAGAUAAAUUGUGAAAUACAAGCUGUGUCCCAUUUUUAUUGGAACUCCACAAUACAAGACCAAAUACGUCAUGAAGUAAAGCUAACGCUAAACUCAUUAGCCAUUGUGGUGAAUCCUGUGUACACCACUGACUGCUUUUAGGCCAGUAAAUAAAUAAAUAAGUCAGUAUUUCUCCAGCUGAAAUGUAUUCUUAGUAGUGAGGAGAAGGCUUUGAAACUGCAUUUAGACGUAGUUGUUAAAUUGUAAACCAAGAAUGUAGACAUAAUGUAGAAGUAAUGCCGUUCAUAUGUUUCUCCUCAAUAGUGAUCUGCUGACUCAGAUAAAAGUGAGCAUUUUAAUGGAAUAGUUUGACAUAUUUGGGAAAUACGCUUAUUUACUUAGAUCUGAAAAUCAAUACCACGCUUAUGUCUGUCUGUGAAAUAUGACGCUAGAGCUAGCAGGUUAUUUGCUUAGCUUAGCUAACCUGGAUCUGUCCAAAGUUCAAAAACACGCCUACCAACACCUCAAAAUGUUACUAAUUAACAUAAAGUAACAUGACAUAAUUUCAGCAUAGUUUCAAAACUUGUCCUUUUUACAUGUUUUUUGUACGGAUUAAAGAAAUGAGAUACAAUGUGUCAAUCAGGUGUUGGUAGGAUGAUUUUUGCACUUUUGAGUGAGCCAGGUUAUCUGUUUCCCCCAUCCUAUUUUUAUGCUUUUUUAAAAAUAAGCAAAUCCAUGUCCGGCUAUAGCUUCAUAGUUAAAGGUUUCCUGUGCAGUUUCUGACCUCUAGUAGCGCUAUGGAGCUGUUUUGGAAAUCUUCACUGGGAAACAUCUGCCUUUUAGGAUCCUCAUCUUCAAAUUCACUCAAAAAAUGCAACAUCUACCUGGAAAAAAUCAUGAUAAUUAUUAAUUUCCUGGGAUAUCAAAAAUGUGAUUUAAUGCUGACGUCCAUCUUGUGAAAACAAGAGAGCUCAGAACAACCAUCUUCCUGUUUCUCUGAUCUGCAAACCAUUACCAGUAAUAUUGUGGAAUCCAAUUAAUUCACUGUAUUGCUGUGCAACUGGUGCAAAUGCUUUGCUGACACAGGGAGGCAAUGAUACAGGUGCUGAGAAGAAAUACACUGCUACUACAGAAAUGUGAAAGGUUUCCUCUUUUGAAUGAAAUGUCAUUUUCAUCACACAACAUACUAGAGCCGCACAUGUUUUAUUGAAGGGUUACGGACCAUGUGUUUCUAGAAAAUGAUGAUCAUUUGUAGAGUGAAACCCCAGAAGAAGAGAGCCAUGUGGAAGAAACAUAGAGGAAGAAGCCAUGUCGUUCCUGUAUUAUUUAUUUAUUGUCUGGACAUAUCACCAAACGUGUACUUAAAGUUACUUCUUUUGAAAUCAAUAUUUGACUUGUAAUUUAAGAUGAAGUGUGUCUGUAGGCUUCAUGUAAAUUUUAUUUUCAUUUUGAAUUUAUCUUCUGUUGUUGUGUUUGUUAAGCACUGAGUUAUACAGAAAAAAAAGCUGUCCUUUUAAACAGCUCUAAUAUUUUCAUAUUUUGAAUACUCUGGCUUGGGAGGGAAAGUAAGGAAUAUGUCAUUCUAUGAUUUGUGGUGAUAGUGUUCACUUGCAGUUUGGUUUUGUUCUAACUGAACAUUAAAUAAAAGCAUACUUUUUCUACAUAGCAAUAACAGAAAACAACAGGUUUGCAAAGUUACUAUUUAUCCGUUUGGUUUGCACCUACGCUGCAAAUACUGUAAAGGAGGAGUCCAAUAAAAUUCUACAUCCUU